UAGAAAGGCAACAAGCAGAAGAAUGGAAAGCCACAAGUGCAUUUCAUCCUGAAUUCAUGAUAAAGCAACCGGUUUGGGAAGUUUUUCAAGAGGGCAAAAGGGAGCCAUCCAGGGGGAUGCAAGAGUGCUGGGAAGCCCAAUGGCAGGAGUUCCUGAGGACACUGCAGCCCCUUCACACAGGAGGGGGAAGCCCAGGAAUGUCAGAGGCUGCCCCGUGGGAAGAUGCCAAGGCCUUCCUGGCCUCCUUUGAGCAAGUGGCCAAGGCCUGCCGGUGGCCGAGAGGAGAGUGGGCAGCCCGGCUCCUGCCAGCCCUGAGUGGGGAAGCAGAAGAGGCCUUUCGGAGCCUGGAAGCCAGAGAUCAGGAGGACUAUGGGAAAGUGAAGGCGGCCAUCUUGCGAGGAGAAGCCCUGAGGAUGGAGGCGCAGCGCCAGCACUUCAGGCAAUUCUGCUGCCAGGAGGUCAGAGACCCCCGAAGGAUUCACAGCCAAGUCCAGGAGCUUUGCCGGCAGUGGCUGAAGCCGGAGAGACACAGCAAGGAGCAGAUCCUGGAGCUGUUGAUCCUGGAGCAGUUCCUGGCCAGCCUGCCAGUGGACCUCCAGGGCUGGAUCCGGGCAGGAGGGCCGGACACCUGUUCCCAGGCUGUGGCCCUGGCUGAGGACUUCCUCAUGAGCCAGCAAGGGGCCAAGAUGGGGAAAUGGCAGCAAGAACCGAUGGACCCCAAGGAAACGGGCCUCUCUUUCCAGAUAUUCAGGCAGAGUCCGGCCCAGCCAGGCAAACAGGCCAUCGUCUGGCAGGUCCUGCAGGAGGACGGUUGGAACAUAGAUUCUUUAGGUGUGGGGAAAGGAAGUCAGGUGAAGAUGGAAAAUUCCCGAUGUGGAGGAAAUGCACCAGAGGGCACACCCAGGACAGCCCCACAGAUAAGCGAAGUGAAUGUGCUGGAGACAGCUGAGAUACAUGAGGAAGGGUGCGAGUCCAAAAAUGGGCAGGGAAAGCAGCCCAUGAGGAGAGAGAACGAAUGUAACGAGCUCACAGAAGGUCUUACAGCUGCAAUUAUCCAGCCUUCUGAAGUACACACAAAGGGUAAAAUGCCAAUGUUCUCCAAGUAUGGUAGAAAAUAUCGCUACAGAACAGAGCAUGAUUUGAUAGAUACCAUGGAAGACCACAAUGGAUGUCCCAUAUCAGAAAAAAAUCUACAGCAAAAUACAUGCUUUGAGGAAUGUCAGAGAACAAUAAUAAGAGAGAGUAAAUCUGAAUUCUCUGAGCAUAGCGAAGGGGGUAAUUUGCACAGUCAUCAGAGUAAUCACACAGAAGAGAAACCUUAUACCCCUACUGAGUGUAGCACCAGCUUCAGUUACACGCAGUCACUAAUGGUAAAUCAAGGAAUUCAAAAUGAAGGGAGACCUUAUGAAUGUUCUCAUUGUAACAAACGCUUCAGUAAAAGAGAACAUUUGAUGAAUCAUCAGCAACUUCAUACUGGAGAGAAACAGCAUGAAUGUCCCGACUGUGGGAAAUUUUUUACUUUUAGACCACGAUUAGUGAGACACCAGAAGAUUCAUACUGCAGCGAAACCACACAAAUGUUCUCAGUGUGGGAAAUGCUUCCGAGAAAGAGCAUAUUUGAGGGUGCAUGAGAGAAUUCAUACUGGAGAGAAACCAUACAAAUGUCCUGAAUGUGGGAAAAACUUCAAUCGGAGAGUGAACUUGAUGAGACAUCUCAGAAUUCAUACCGGAGAGAAGCCAUACGAAUGUUCUCACUGUGGGAAAUGCUUCAAUCAGGGAGGAGAUUUGAAGAUCCAUCAAAGAAUUCAUACUGGGGAGAAACCAUACAAAUGUCCUCAGUGUGGGAAAUGCUUCAAUCAUCGAAGAGAUUUGAAGAAACAUCAGAGAAUUCACACUAGAGCAUUACCAAACGCUCCAAUAUUCUGCAGUUUUUGA
Messenger RNA from Elgaria multicarinata webbii, 1934 nucleotides. RefSeq names its product zinc finger and SCAN domain-containing protein 30-like. Gene Ontology annotation, molecular function: DNA-binding transcription factor activity, RNA polymerase II-specific; RNA polymerase II cis-regulatory region sequence-specific DNA binding. NCBI's taxonomy places the organism in Eukaryota, Metazoa, Chordata, Lepidosauria, Squamata, Anguidae. Gene Ontology annotation, biological process: regulation of transcription by RNA polymerase II. The transcript is spliced from 4 exons. The record is from RefSeq and is a predicted model, not a curated record. The coding region runs from base 57 to 1934 and encodes 625 amino acids.